CGGUUUAUCAGGAGAUUGCUUCGCUCCUGGGCCCACGAAAACCAACUCUCCCGCCUUCGUCCUUGUACAAAUCCAACCGCACCACACACGACCUACCUCACAACCUCCUCCACUCAUAACUACACCACCCCAUCAUUCAGGCUUGGCCCUAGUCGUUUGUAAGCCAUUUCACUCACUCGUCCACUCUGGCAUCCCUUUCUCUGUAUGCGGUCCACUUCUGAUCAAAUCUCCUCGGCUUGGUCUUGAGGAGUUAUUGGAGUUUAUGUUGCCAUUUGAGCAUUACGGUGGAAGUGCCUGUAUCUGCGAGCGAUAAGCUAACCGUGGCCCUACCUGCCUUGCCAAAAUUGCUCUUGAGCGGAUAUUGCUGGCGUUCUUAAUUGCUCCUCGUGGACUGAAGGGCGUCAUGGAGAGACCAGAAGCAAAUGGUCGGCCGGAAAAGCGCCUGAAAAUAGGCGAUCCGUACCACGACGAUAUACAAGCUGGGCCGAGUUCGCGAGACGGCGUUUUCUACGCUGCCGCCAUGCCUUCACUAAUUUCAAGGUUGCUUCCACCUUCGUCCCUUCACCUAGCGCCGUCGGUUCCCGCAACUUCUGCCGCGCUUCCGCUUCCUCCUCCAACAGCUUCCGGAAAUUUUGUUGCACCAAGCAGUCAUGCGGUAUCACCUCCCUGGAGACCAGACGACAAGGACGGCCACUACGUUUUUGAGCUAGGGGAAAAUUUGACACCCAGAUACAAAAUCUUAAGCAAACUUGGAGAAGGGACUUUCGGAAGAGUCUUGGAAUGCUGGGAUCGUCAAAUGCAGCAGUACGUCGCAAUUAAGGUGAUCAGAAAUGUACAGAAAUAUCGUGAUGCGGCGAUGAUCGAGAUUGAUGUGUUGACAACUCUCGCAAAGCAUGACAAGUUCGGCCAAAGGGGCUGUGUGGAGCUGAAGGGCUGGUUCGACUACAGAAACCAUGUCUGCAUAGUAUUCGAGAAGCUCGGACCAAGUUUGUACGAUUUCUUGAGAAAGAACAGUUAUCGGCCUUUCUCUGUGGACGUGGCGAGAGAGUUUUCCAGACAAUUGUUGGAAUCCGUUGCAUUCAUGCAUGAGCUGACGUUGAUUCACACCGAUUUGAAGCCAGAGAACAUUUUGCUGGUCUCGUCAGAGUACGAGAAGGUUCCAGAUUACAGGAGCGCGACCCAACCAAGCUCUCAAAGUCGCCAUCAUAUGAGAAGAGUGCCUGUGUCCAGCGAGAUCAGGGUCAUUGAUUUCGGGAGUGCAACCUUUGAUUCGCAUUACCAUUGUUCCAUUGUUUCAACUCGGCACUACAGGGCCCCGGAGGUGAUUCUUGGAAUUGGGUGGUCGUAUCCCUGCGAUAUCUGGAGCGCAGGUUGCAUCAUUGUCGAGCUUGUCACAGGAGAGGCGCUGUUUCAAACGCAUGAAAAUCUUGAGCACCUUGCUAUGAUGGAGAGGCUUCUGGGUCCAAUUCCUCCUCACAUCAUCAAGAAGGCAGACCGACGAGCAGAGAAAUACUUCAGAAAUGGUAGAGAACUCAAUUGGCCGGAGGGCGCUGCUUCCCGCGAAAGCAUUCGUGCAGUUCGAAAGCUUCCUCGACUAAGAGACUUGAUUAUGCAAUGCGUGGAGCAUUCAGCUGGAACCCUCAUCGACCUCCUCUACUCGCUCUUGAAGUUUGACCCUGCGCAACGGCUCACAGCGCGAGAGGCUUUGAAGCAUCCGUUUUUCCGGGAGCCCAGCCGUUGCCUGCGUUAGGGGAAAAAAUGCAUUCCCUGUGCAAUUGGGGAAUGCACUGACAGCUCGAAAUGUCGAAUGGCGAGUUGCCAUGACCUUAGAUUUAGGAUGCUUUUGACGCACGCCCUUGCACUAGCUCACCCAAAGCCCAAUGUGGCCGUGCUGCAAAACUGCACACCGGGAGGCUGGUUAAGCCGCUUGCUCCAGUUGUAGAUAAAAGUUAGAGCUGCAAUAGAAAUGAUAUGUUGUAUACAUGCCAUGUUAGCG
Molecule: messenger RNA, 1996 nt
Organism: Closterium sp. NIES-67
Lineage: Eukaryota; Viridiplantae; Streptophyta; Zygnematophyceae; Desmidiales; Closteriaceae
Source: the annotation of a GenBank genome assembly